Nicrophorus vespilloides is the source of this 484-nucleotide messenger RNA. RefSeq lists its product as uncharacterized. Bases 98 to 469 code for a protein of 123 amino acids. The record is from RefSeq and is a predicted model, not a curated record. The transcript is spliced from 5 exons. NCBI's taxonomy places the organism in Eukaryota, Metazoa, Arthropoda, Insecta, Coleoptera, Silphidae.
CAAUUAGUCUUAAUUACGCCAUCUGUUGCAACGGGAACGCGCGCGUGUAGUGGCAGUGUUUACAUAAGAUUACCGGAGUCUUUUGGAAGUUUGUAAGAUGUCUCAAUACGAGGGCCAGCAGGAAUAUUGGAAUCCGAAUCAGGGAUUCCAGCAGGGACAGGCGGAUAGCAGUUACAACUUCGAAAUGCCUGUUCAGCAAGAGUUCGGCCAGGAACUGAGUUUCCAGUCGUUCGAAGGCGGCGCCGAGAAUGCCGCGACUGCUGCUACCUCCUCCUUCUCCGCGGAAGGAGUCAACAUCUAUGGAGCUAAUCCCUAUCUGAACCCCACGUCUCACUACGAUGCAGGAAACAUGAUGACGCCCAACGACCAGGAGAGCUUCGUCGCAGGAGACGACGAGUUCGCGGAUGAACCUCCGCUCCUCGAAGAAUUGGGAAUCAAUCCGGACUUCAUCAUGCAAAAGGUGAAGUAAAUCAGGUUUGAAGCU